AUGAAGGAUAUAAAAUAUAUUUAUACUUUAUUUAUCAUAUUUUACCUUAAAUUAUUUUCUACAUCAAUUCAUUCACAAAUUGUUAGACCUUUUGAAAUUAGAUUUUGGAAUGCAUAUGAACUUGAAGAACCAAGAAAAAUAAUUACAACAACUACUAUUUCUACUACUACUACUAUUACUACUACACAUACAAUUCCAACAACAACUAUAGAAAUUAUUGAUGAACCAUCAUCAUCAUCAUCAUCAACAACAACAACAACAAUAACAACAACUGAAGAUGUUGAAAAAUGUAAAAUUUCAAGUGAUGAAGAAUUAGAAAAAAUACUUAAAGAUUCUGGUGUUUAUUCAGAACUUUAUAUGGCACCUAAUAUAAAAAUUGCAUCAAAAUCAUUUGAAAAUUUAGGUGGUAAAAAAUUUACCCAACCAUUAGUUAAAUAUACAUGUGAUGCAAAUUGUCAAGCUGAAUCAAGAUAUAUAAGAAAAGUUAUGCAUGCAGAACCAAUAAAAGAAAUUGAUCCAAUUGUUAGAAAUACAAUACGUAAUUCAAUUCAUAAAUCUAUACAAUCAACAUCAAGAACAUGGUGGAAUGAUAAUGAAUGGAAAUUUAAUAAUCGUGGUAAAAGAGAAGACUCAACACAUAUGAUAAAUUCUGAUGAAAUAAUAAAAGAAGAAAUGAGAUUAAGAAUAGAAAAUUCAGGUAAAGCAGAUGGAAUAGCAGGAACAACAAUUGCAUUAAAAUGUAACAUUGAUGGUAUGGAUAACAAUCCAAAAAAUGGAUAUCAUCUUUGCAAAUCAUGUAGCGCAAUACGCCAACUACCAAAUAACUAUUUUCCUCGAGUAUUAAAUGAAGUAAUAUGUGGAGAAGGAUCAUGUUUAAGAAAAGAAGGUGAAUGUAUACAAAGAUUUUUACCAUUUAAAAUAUUAAAAAAUCUUGGAACCUCUUUUUGUCCAGAUUGGCAAAUGGUUACAAUUCAAUUAAGAACUUGUUGUGAUUGUGUUAUCCAACCUGGUAGUUCAUUAUUAAGAUAUAUUAUAAAUUAA
Molecule: messenger RNA, 1041 nt
Organism: Strongyloides ratti
Lineage: Eukaryota; Metazoa; Nematoda; Chromadorea; Rhabditida; Strongyloididae
Exons: 1
Coding region: 1-1041 (346 amino acids)
Source: RefSeq, a predicted model, not a curated record